Molecule: messenger RNA, 1820 nt
Organism: Westerdykella ornata
Lineage: Eukaryota; Fungi; Ascomycota; Dothideomycetes; Pleosporales; Sporormiaceae
Exons: 1
Coding region: 93-1559 (488 amino acids)
Source: RefSeq, a predicted model, not a curated record
CUCCUGAAGCAGAGGGGGAUGCAACAGCUAAGUCUGAGAGAGUCGCAACGACGCCUCCCUCCCCGAAAGACCCUUCUGCUCGCACUUCAGAGAUGGGAGCCCCUGAAAGGGACGGGGAUACAACAGCUGAGUCUGAGAAACUCGCAACGCCGCCUCCGUCGUCGGAAGACCCUCCAGCUCCCACUCCUGAAAUGGGCGUUGAAGCGGACGGCGAUGCAACAGCUGAGUCUGACAAAGUCGCAACACCGUCAGCAUCACCGGAAGACCCUCCUGCUCCCAUUCCUGAGGUGGGACCAUCUGAGUCAGGUGAAAAGGAGACGGCCGGACCUGAGACGGAGUCCACGCCCCCUCCGCCACCGAUCGAUCCUAUGGAGUUCCUGUGCCGUUCGGCUACUCCCUCUCUGAAGUCCACGAAGUCUUCCAAAAGUUCUUAUGUGCGUCCUGUGCCGGGUCCUAUCAGUUAUUCUGUCCCAGGCGAUCCCGCCGAACAACCUGCACCAACCAAGGCCGCUGAGGGUGGACAAUCAACCUCGCCGGAAGCAACUCCUGCUGCGCCCUCGGAAGCCUCGCGCAAGUCACCAGCACCUUCAGUGAAAUCCCACAAAUCAUCGGCCGAGCGAAGUGUGAAGGACAUAAAAUCAGUCGACGCACCUCCUCCCGCCGACAAAUCUGUGGCUUCAAACUCCCCUGCAAACAACGCCCCGUCGCAAGCCCCAGAGAGUAUCGCUGAUGAGCCCUCUCCGUCUUCGAUGCCACCACCAACAGCACCAUCGGAGUCGUCUCGUCGGUCCACCAGUCCCUCCAUCCGAAGCUCAAAAUCGUCAACAGCCCCAUAUGUUCGCCCUAUUCCGGUUCCAAUUGGAAGUUCCACUUCACCAGACCCACCUCCCCCGCCUGAGUCAAUAGCCUCUGCAGCGCCCUCCAAGACCCCGACCGCAACCAAUCCCCCAUCACCAAGAGAGAGCGCUAUCAUCCCUCCUUUCCAUGCUCCAUCUGCAGCCUCCACCAAAUCUUCUUCGCAUACUCUCCCCACUCCCCCUCGAUCACGAGCCCCGUCGCCCCUCUUCCCCGCCGAAGACGAGAUUGAGGCUCUCACACGCCACCGAAGCCGCAAUCAGUCCGCAACAGCUCCCUCUCGCCGCUCCGGCUCAGCGCCCAAAACAUCAAACGAGGAGCUCAAGAAAGAAACAACCAAAAGGACAAGCGGAUACGCACUCAGCACCAGCAAGUCUACCACUGUUUCAACCGACGACAAGUCCCACCGACCUUGCUCGUGUGAUCGAUCACUGUCGGAGCAAAGCAUGAGGAGCUCCAAUAGCAGAUACAUGUGCGAAAGCCGUAGCGCGGCUAUCAAGGGGCUAUAUCCAAAUAGUCCGUUGGCUGGAGGUUCAGUGUGCUGUUCGCAUAAUUCUUUGGCGGGAUCGAACUCUUCGAUGCCGAGAGCGCGCUCGUUGAGGAGGAGGUCAGAGAGGUUGACCGAGAGGGGGAGCUGGGAGACAGGUUUUGGUGCGCAGGGGUCGAUGGAGAGUGCCAGUGAGAGAAGAAACAGCGAGGCGUAGAGAAUGGGUAUGGCCUUGCAGACGUGGAGUCUUCAUUUUCCCUUCGUUUCUUCCCAUCGGUUUCUUACUGUUGCAGCGUUCAUGUUCCGGGUUCGUCGGGUUCGUCACUGUCUGCUAUGUUGCGGUUUUCCUUUUUCUUCAAGGUAUAUCUUGUAUUCUUUUGCAAGGCUUUCAUUUUCCUCUUUCCUGUGUGCUGGCGUCGAAAGGUUUCGUUAUCCUUUACUGGCAAAGCGCAUAUGCAUGAAGCGUCGCAUUUUCCAG